Molecule: messenger RNA, 2045 nt
Organism: Megachile rotundata (alfalfa leafcutting bee)
Lineage: Eukaryota; Metazoa; Arthropoda; Insecta; Hymenoptera; Megachilidae
Gene: Nmt
Product: N-myristoyl transferase
Biological process (GO): N-terminal peptidyl-glycine N-myristoylation
Cellular component (GO): cytoplasm
Molecular function (GO): glycylpeptide N-tetradecanoyltransferase activity
Source: RefSeq, a predicted model, not a curated record
UGCAUGCGCAUUGUCAAAAUCUAUAUUAAAAUGGAGGAAAAGAGUCAAGUUGUGGAACGAGAGGCUAAAAAAGACGAAAUUUAUGAAAAAGAGGGGAAAUCUAAAAGUUCGAAGAAGAGACAUCGUAAGAACAAAAAUGAAAUGGCGCAAACUGCUAGCGAAAACCAUAACCAAUCUGACCAUAAAGAUAAGCUGGAACUACACGGCACGUGCAAUAUUUCUAUAAAGAGCAUACAAAGAGCGAUGGAGGUACUUAACAUACAGCAGAAACCUGCAAAAACUCAAGAAGAGGCUAUGCAGAAGCCUUACCAGUUCUGGAGCACACAGCCAGUACCAAAAAUGGAUGAAAAGAUAGUAAAAAAUGAACCUAUUGAACCUGAUAAAACAUCUAUAAGGGCAGAACCUUAUUCUUUACCAGCAGACUUUCAGUGGGAUACAUUAAAUCUUGAUGAUCCAUUAGUUUUAUCCGAAUUGUAUACUUUGUUAUCUGAAAAUUAUGUAGAAGAUGAUGAUGCUAUGUUUAGAUUUGACUAUCCACCAAACUUUCUAAAGUGGGCAUUACAACCCCCUGGUUGGUGCAAAGAAUGGUACUGUGGGGUAAGAGUCACUAAAAGUGGACGUCUAGUCGGUUUUAUUUCAGCUAUUCCUGCUACUCUGCGUGUAUACAAUCACUCUCAAAAAAUGGUGGAAAUAAAUUUCUUAUGUGUACAUAAGAAAUUGAGAUCAAAAAGAGUUGCACCAGUGUUAAUACGAGAAAUAACUAGGAGAGUUAACCUUCAAGGUAUAUUUCAGGCUGUGUACACUGCUGGUGUUGUGUUGCCAAAACCAAUAGCAACAUGCAGGUACUGGCAUCGUUCUUUAAAUCCAAAGAAAUUAAUCGAAAUAAAGUUCUCUCAUUUAUCUCGUAACAUGACUAUGCAGAGAACUCUGAAACUGUACAAAUUGCCAGAGAACACAAAAGUGCCAGGAUUCAGAAAGUUGGUCGAAGCGGACAUACCACAGGCUCACAAAAUAUUAACUGACUACUUGGAAAAAUUCGAUUUGGCUCCGAUCUUCUCGAUCGAAGAAUUUCGACAUUGGUUCCUUCCGCAGAAUGGAAUCAUUAACAGUUUCGUGGUAGAAAAGGACGGUAACAUCACCGACAUGGUUAGUUACUAUAUGUUACCGAGUUCUAUAAUGCAUCAUCAGACGCACAAGAUGCUCAGGGCUGCAUACAGUUUUUACAACGUAUCCACUGCGACUCCUUGGCUCGAACUUAUGACCGACGCUUUGAUAUCAGCACGUAACCUCGAUUUUGACGUGUUCAACGCGUUGGAUCUUAUGGACAACAAGGAAUUCUUGGAACCCUUGAAGUUCGGUAUAGGUGACGGAAAUCUACAAUAUUAUUUGUACAAUUGGCGUUGUCCUAGCAUGACACCCGGAAAAAUUGGUUUGGUGCUCCAGUAGAAAUUCUAGCUCAUCGAUUCGUUGUCUAGAAAAUCAUUUUUCGCACGUGCAAGCUUACCGAGGGAUAAAGGUACGAGAGGGAACGGAUAUUACAAGAAUAAUGGAGACGAGGGACACUGAAACGGGAACAAAUAUGUCCUCGACGUCUAGCGACGACGAGUAUCCAGGACACAUUCUCAACGAUAUUUCCGUACUAAAUCAACCAGAAUGCCCCCAUCGAUCUUAGCGAAUCGGUUCCGCGAAUGUUACCCUUGUCUUUGUCUCCGCUCAUGAUCAUGAUACUAGUUCAGGGUCGAGUUUGGAAUAUGCAUGUGCAGCGCGUGUGUAUAUACGUAUGUGCGUGACUCGAGCAAUGUAGAUAAAUAUCGUAUGUUAGUUAUUUGCAAAAGCCGUGCGGGGAGGGGGGAAGAGGAUUCCUUUACUGGUUAUACAUCGGUCGCGAAGUUAUCCAAAGUUUUUCGAUAAUCCGUUGGACGCUAUUUAAUUUAACAUGAAAAAAAAUACUACGUUUCUCUCAGCAUCCUUUUGAUUAAAUAAGUCGUAGGAGUAUGCCGAAGUGAGCGUGGAAGAGUUGAAAUAAAACAAGGUCGAAAAAUAAA